AGUAUGUAUAUUAUACAGGUUGUUGGUAUUCUGAAGGCGUUCACAUGCCCUCAUUACUUCCUUAUAUGUCACAAUAGUAACUUGAUUUACAACCUCCUGACAAGGAAUUCAUUUUACAGCAAUUACCAUAAGGUAACCUCGUAUUACUGUUGUUGUUGUUAAUAAGAACGGGCGCUUUUUGUUUCCUUCAGAGCACAACUCUAAACAGCUUUGUAUUUGGACAACUCUAUUAAAAAGACCCCAGGGUGCCAAAGCUCGGAUUCAAGUACAGGGUGUUUAGUAACCGGAAGCGAGCAGCGGUAAAACAAGAUCUGUGAGGAGCCACUGAUUGUGUGAAACCGGCUCGACACGUCACUCCCACUAGGCGGCCACGUGAUGCGUCACUGUACUAACUUGUAGUAGUGAUGCCAUUCUCGCGUGAUGAGAGCCGCGGUUUUGUGUAAGACAAGAGGCUAGGAUUCUAGGAACCUGCAUUUAACAGUUUUGCGAGAGCUGUCUUAACCUAGAUUAGACUUUAUUGCUCUCUACUGUACCUGGAGACUAUGAACAAUGGGUCUGUCUCUCCAUUUUGUUGUUGACCCUCAGGGAUGGUGCUGUGUGGGAGCGAUCUUCUUCAUCUGGCUCUACAAUACUCUGUUUGUUCCAAAGCUGAUUCUGUUUCCCCGAUUUGAGGAGGGACAGAUUUCAGUUGCUGCUAUAUUGGCUUACUACCUGACCUCUAUCUUUUGUGUUAUUUCACUUUUGAGAGCAUCAAUUGCAGAUCCUGGUAAACUUCAAGAUAGUCCAAAAAUCCCUCUUACAGAAAAAGAAUUAUGGGAAUUAUGUAACAAAUGUAAUAUGAUGAGACCAAAGCGAUCCCACCACUGCAGUCGAUGUGGACACUGUGUCCGAAGAAUGGAUCAUCACUGUCCAUGGAUAAAUAACUGUGUUGGAGAAGACAACCAUUGGCUGUUCCUGCAGCUCUGUUUCUACACACAGCUUCUCAGUGGCUACACUUUAGUCCUGGAUUUCUGCCACUAUUAUUACUUCUUGCCACUUAAAGCCAUUAACUGGGAUAUGGUCAUAUUCAGACAUGAACUGGCCUUACUUAGGAUAUCCACUUUUAUGGGCAUUGUCAUGUUUGGAGGCAUGUGCAGUCUUUUCUAUACACAAAUAAUGGGCAUAUUGACGAUCGAGGGCUCGAAAGCCAUGGCAGCAGACCUUCUCAGAAGUUUUUGGCACUCGCUGGAAGAUCCUGUGGUUCAUUCCUUUCAGGCGGAGGCGACCACUGCGAGUCUCCUACUACUUUGCCAAUCACGUCUAAACAGAUGGAUGGUGGGCACAGAUGGGUUCGCCAUGCUGGAAGCAAGUUACAGGUUUUAUCAUAACAGUGCUAUGACAGUCUUCAAGUCAAUUAUAAUCCACCCACCAAUCUUCGACAUCACAAAGUGCCCCAGGCUAUUUUUUAAUAGUGAUCUCAAUGCAGUAGUGGGAAACUGUAUAAGAUAUGUAUUUGUGUUGACGCUUAUAUCCUUUUUUUGUUGUCCUUUUCCCCUCAGGACACGACUCCCUCAGGCUACGAACUAAAAACAUGGAUUGCGGUUUUGUCUAUUAAAACUUUUAAAUGAUAUGCAUUUUUUUAAAAUUUUGAAUCUUUCUUGUUUCUUGCAUUUAAUGAUCUUCGGUUUAUUUCUCCUGUUAAACAAGCAUUUUUUUUUCUUUUUAUUAGAUAGUACAAUGAGAAUGGCUUGAUGGGUUUUUUUAAAAAACUGUUUGAUUUUGUUUCACCAAAUAUUUUCUGGACUUGUGCUGGUCAUAAUGUAUCAUGUACAAAUAAUACUGGAGAUCAAUUGUUUUUCAUAUUAUGUGACAUUUAUACAAAGCAAUUAGACACAAAAGUUACCAUUAUUUAUAUUUCUAUGUAUGUAUAUUUUGCUACUUGUUUACUUUUUUGUGAAAUCUGUUGUGCUUCAGAGUAGUUUCUUAAUUCAUCCUCAUAGCCCAAAAAGUGUUUGAGUUAUAGCACAUGAGUGAUUAUGGUCACAGCUACACAAGAUACAGAGAAUUACCACCGUAUGCUUCCCAGUGCUGGUUGUACUGCCAUAGUUCCAGACCCCUUUUGGUUCAAGCCCUCCUUUAAACUUUAAAAUCAAUUCUGGCACCCUUUGUUUCAUAUAGAGUUAAUUCGGCCAUAGUUAAAAUAUCUACCACAACGUUCACUCCAAAUCUCAUACUAAUGACCUUCAAGCCUAGCUUCCAAGAAAUCUCUCUUCAUAACUGGUGUUGGGAAAAUAUCAUUUGAUCUCAUGGUUCCAGGCUCCCUCUCAGAGUAGCCCUACAAUUUGGGAACCACCGCUGGGCUUUUUUUGUGGCACUUUGCAUUGUUGGAAAUAAACACACCAAAAUUCUCUGUUUUCGUAGUAAUGAUCAAAGCACCUUGUGAGCUUGAGCCUUAGGUUUAAAUGAAAUCCUGAUGGACAAAACAGGGGUCACUAUAUGAUGUUUGUGUCGGUGGAUGUUUUGAAAAAUGCGCUGCUGAUGGGGAUGACUGGUAUCUUUUGUCUUAAAAUGUCUCUUUUUAUUUUUUUUUAUAUAUAAUAUAUAUAUGACUUGUGCUAAAGGCAUGAAAUGUAUACAUGAAAAUGACCAAUAACUGCUAAUGUCAAUCAUAUCUAUAUCUGUGUAUGAAGAUGAUACAUUUGUGGUCCAGAUACAUGGCUAUGGAAAAAAUGUCUCUGUUUAAUAUGUUUUAAUGGUUUUAUAGAGCCCAGACUUGCACGAGCAAAUGUAUAUAAUGUUUUUUUUUUUUUUCUUUGUUUACAACUGAAUAUGGCUAUCCAAGAACAACAAUAAUGGAAACCAAUGUAAAGGGUGCUAUGUUGGAUAGAAUAAGAGUUAUGUGUACUUUAAGGAUACAAUGGAUGCUUGAGGGUUGCUGCCUCAGGAAGCACAAUUAUGUUAUGGCAUAUUAUCUGAUGAUUAGAAAUAGUCUGUAUUUAUACUGUACAUUCCACUCCAUUGUUUGUUGGGGAUUGAUACCACCUAGUCAAUGGUUGUUUAAAAGGAAAUCAGUCAUUGUUAUAAAAUGAACAAUUUUUUUGUUGUUGCAGGAAGGGAAUAUGUAUUAUUUAGCAAUUAUGGCUAUGGUCUGGCAGUGAUAUACAAUAUAACCCUUUCUCUAGGUGCAAGACAACUGUAUAUAAAAACAAUCCUGUGCUUUAAACCAUUCAGCAAAUGUCUUAACCAGUGUUGAUUUCUUUUUAAAUUAUGAUCUUGAAGGUUUGAUUUGAACCCAACACACACACACACUCUAUUCAGCAAGUUGGCUAUAGGAAUAGACUUUGCACUCCAGAUAUUUGUGUCAGUGCCUCAAUAAUGUGCACUUCUAUUCCAACCCUAAUCCCUAUGCAUUGCAUGCUAUGUCCUGGAUAAAUCACGGCAUGUUGCUCUUUUCUCUAUACUUCAUUACUUGGCAAUAUGGUUAUCAGUCAUGUUUCCAAUUCUAUUUCCAAAACAGGAGCUUUAUACACUAAACUUCAGUCGUUUCAUACGUCCGUUCCCUUACACCGUAUAGCAGGAAUCUGCAGUGCAGGUCUCCAGAUCUGGAACAUACUCCCGAGAGAUUGCUUGCAUCAUACAUUUAACACCGCUUAAUGUAAACCAUUGGUAAUAUUGAGCUCAUAUCCAUUCUUUUCAUUAAAACAAAUUCACACCACGUAAUGCAUUAUUCCCAUAUCGAUUCAUGUUUUAACUGCCCAGAUUCCGCUCUACCCAGUAUGUACAAUAUUCUACAGAUUCUGGAACACAGAAUCAUUCAUACAUUUGAUCUGGUUUUAGCAAUGUUCAACUGGUGCUCUUAAUCCUGUUGUACACCUCUUGCCUUGAUUGCUAAAACAUUCUUUUCAGCUCUCAUGUCAAAAUAAAAUCAGUACAUGGGCUAAGA
Molecule: messenger RNA, 3922 nt
Organism: Xenopus laevis (African clawed frog)
Lineage: Eukaryota; Metazoa; Chordata; Amphibia; Anura; Pipidae
Gene: zdhhc21.S
Product: zinc finger DHHC-type containing 21 S homeolog
Exons: 7
Coding region: 550-1566 (338 amino acids)
Biological process (GO): protein targeting to membrane
Cellular component (GO): Golgi apparatus; endoplasmic reticulum; membrane
Molecular function (GO): palmitoyltransferase activity; protein-cysteine S-palmitoyltransferase activity; acyltransferase activity
Source: RefSeq, a predicted model, not a curated record